GCGCGCGCGCUCACGUCUCUAUUCUAAAAAUGCGCUCGUCUUGGCUCACACCGGUUGACCACCACUAUUAUUAACGUCCGGGAAAUUAUCAAACGAUAAAACACAAACGCCACACAAUCAGCCGUUGUGCAUACAGCCGAGAAGGUGAAAAAUACGCGUGUAGACAUUUUUGUACGCUGCCGCCGCCGACUGACCGACCGGGGUUUUUGUUUUUAUUUUUUGGAAAAAAAAAUUAAAUACAAUAUAAUUUUUAGUGUGACCGGAUUCAUUACGAGAAAAUACAAUAACCCCGUCAAAUGGCUCAGCUUAUUAAUUUGAGAUUGUCCCGACCGGACCAAUCGUCCCCGUGGGGAUUCAGGCUCCAGGGAGGCAAAGACUUUGGCACUCCGUUGCUCAUUCAAAAGGUGAACUUUGGCAGUUUGGCCGAACAAGCCGGUCUCCAGGUAGGCGACGCUUUGGUCAGGGUCAAUAACCAGGACGUGUAUGACGUGAAGCACAAGGAUGCCCAGGACGUCAUCCUUAGAGCCGGGAACGCAUUCGAGAUUACUGUUCAACGGGGUGGUGCUAGCACGUGGAAACCUUCCGUGACGCCUAUUGGACCGAGUCCGGUGCCCAACCGUCUGUCACAAUCUCCUCAACUAGUCACCAAGACGUCGCUAGCCCGAGUCGGACCUCCGCAGUCACCAGCUUUCGGUUCCGGUCACAAUUCAGUUCCGAGGGCGUUCACCGGAACCCAAUCGCCCAAAGUCAACGGUAGCGGAUACGGUAACGAAACAGUAAAGGCCAUUGUCAACAAACAGUACAAUACUCCUGUGGGCAUUUAUAGCGAGCAAAAUAUCGCCGAAACGCUGACGGCCCAAGCUGAAGUGCUGGCCGGUGGUGUGAUAGGUGUGAACUUCAAAAAAAACGAAAAGAACUACGAGGCCAACAACAGCGAAGUUUUCAAAAUGGUACAAGAAGCAGACAAAGAGCCCAAGGAUCACCACAGUGAAUCGGAUCUUCAUGAGAAAUUUGCUUACUUCUCUGCGGCGAGUCACGCGAUAGGCGGCCGUGCCACAUCGCCCAGACCACAGAUGCCCGUGCAUAUGCCGGAACAACGGGACCCUUACUUGGGUUCUCCGCUAAAAGAGAUGGACAAACACGUGGACAGCACUCAACCGAUAGUGGAAUGCAGUGAAUGCCGAAAAGACAUCAUUGGCGUAUUCGUUCGCAUCAAGGAAAAGAGUCUGCACGUGGAAUGCUUCAAGUGCGCUACCUGUGGAUCGUCGCUGAAAAACGUGGGUUACUACAACAUUAACAACAAGUUGUACUGUGACAUUCACGCCAAGAUGGUGGCCAAGCAAAACCCACCGGCCCCGAAUUUGGAUCCAGUAACGGUGUCUCCUGGCUCACAUCCGCCUAUGAAUUCAUUCAACAUCAUACCCAACAAACCUCUGGGCGUGCAAUCGCCUCAGCCAAGCACUUUGUCACCAAUACCAUUCCAUGCUCCAAAGUCUCCUGGCCAUGUAAACGCCCCAAAAGCAUCGAGACCUCAGCCCCAACCGAACAUUGUGCCGACAAUUAAUAGACCAUACGAGGCACCAAAACCGACUCCAGCGCUUUCAAAUUACAACAGCGGAUACAAUCAAGUGACAACGGAUGAUUCCAAAUUCGCUAACAAUCCCAAACCUCGAUUACCUUUCCUGAAACCCAAAACGACAUCGACCGGUUCUGCUUUUUGUCCCGUCGUAUCUAAUCCGACGACGACGGACCGCCAAGUCGGACGACCAUCGCAAGUGUCAUCCUCCACCGCGAUUCAAAGCAAACAGGCACUGAGCGAGUCCAUUGGCACUCAAAUGUUAAUGGAAGCCAUCAAAGAAGGCAGGCCACGAUCGCCGGCGCCUGGAUAUCAUGAGUUGACGUUUAUAGAGGAAAUACCGCGCGAGGUCCAGUCGCUUUUGCCGCCAAAUAACUGCGCCAGAGCCAUUUCGCCGACGCACCUAGUCGUGUUCCCCCCUGAAAUUCCAUCGGAAUACUUGGCAGCGGUACGGUCCAGGACGUCCACCCCGCAACCAAAACCGGAAAUCACAUCUUAUACGUUUUCAGUCACUGUCGACUCGACUAUUUCCGAGCAGAAUCCACAAGAAAAUGCGGCGGCGAACAAAUUUAACGCCGCCGAAGUGUUCGAUCACCUACGACACGGCGUGGAAAGCGCGGUGUCACAAUGCGCAGUCGAGUGUGCGGAAUUGCGAGAAGAAGGCGCGUACCCGUUCAGUCCACCUACCGAACCCGCCGAAGAAAUAGAACCGGUGCCGGCGGUCGAACCCACGCCGCAGCCUAAACUCGUAGUCGAGCUCAACGCCGACAGGUCGGAGUCUCCCAUGGUGGCCGCGUUAAAGACGGCGCCGGAACGUAGUUAUUCCCCUCUGCCGUCGUUCGUGGACGCCGCUCAGUUUGAGCCGCCGCCGGCGCCCGUCAAGGAAGAAAAAAAACCCAUGACGAUGGCCGACGCUCUGGCCGUGGCUCCCGAGCGAUGUUACCAUCUGCCCGAAUCGAAACUGGGAUCGGCGCGACCGGUGGGCAACAAUCCGGUUAAAUACGUGCACGGUUACAACAACAAAGCCCAAUCGUCGUGUUUACUGCUCAAGUCGCGGUCCUUGUUGUAUUCGCCGGUGUCGGCCAUCGAUUCGGAGGAGGAACAAAUAGCCAGUCUAGGCCUGAAGUCUUUUCCGCCAGUCUCGGACGAACUCAAAAUAGCGACGGCGGCCGGCGAUUUCGACCGCGUCGAUUCCGGUCCGUGCGGCGACGUAGAGCUGACUUUCGACGAAUGUCCUAAACAAGAAGAAAAAGACAUCUCGUCGGACGUUGUUGAAGAACAGCCUCAACCCGCCAUGAUGAGACACCCGUUUACCGCUACCGGCCUGCACGAACCUUCCGACAUACCGUCGUAUCAGCGGUGCAUACCCGAAAACCCGCACAAAGCCAAGGAAAACGCGUGCUCGCCCAAGCCGUCCAUUAAAAACACCGAAUUCUUGAGACGCGAGUCUAACGUGCACGCCAAGGUAACCCCCGCGUUGGGUUAUGAGCCGGCAUCGUUGGUGGGUGGCGAUGCCAUUUCUCCCAAUAAACCCAAAAACACUAACACUUCAGACGCGACCGCGAAGUCGAUGGAAGAAACGAGCCAAGUGACUUUUCCCCCGAUAAGGUCUUUAUCUUCUGCUUCAUCCGCUCAUCCUCCGAUCAAAUCCGCCUCAGCAGAACCGGUCGUGACCUCUUCGCUCAACACUCCUACUCCUCCUAAUCCUCAUCCUCUUACCACGGUCCUUCCUAUGCCUAAGUCGUCUUUACCCGCCGCUUUGUUGUCGAAAAAAUUAACUUGUUUCACCAAAAAACAACAACCCAAGUGUUUGAACCCAAAACCGAUACCCGUACCCGAUCUAGGUGGCGGACAACCAUCAACGAGAUCAACCGGUUCUGCCGGCCUGACUGCGCCCAGAAGAGGCCGAGGUGUGCUCAACCCGCAGAAUCUGACACCCGGCGCUAGGGUACCGUUGUGCGGAAACUGCAAUCUGUACAUAAGGGGACCGUUCAUCACAGCUCUGGGAAAAAUAUGGUGUCCCGAGCACUUUGUGUGCGCAAACGACAAAUGCAGGCGUCCGCUGCAAGACAUCGGAUUCGUGGAGGAAGACAACGGGUUGUACUGCGAGUACUGCUUCGAACAGUACUUGGCGCCAGUUUGCUCCAAGUGCUCCAACAAGAUCAAAGGCGACUGUCUGAACGCGAUCGGCAAACAGUUCCACCCGGAAUGCUUCAACUGUACUUACUGCGGUAAACUGUUCGGCAACAGUCCGUUCUUCUUGGAGGACAGUCUUCCGUACUGCGAAAACGACUGGAACGAGUUGUUCACCACCAAGUGCAUCGCCUGCGGAUUCCCGAUCGAGGCUGGUGACCGGUGGGUGGAAGCCCUGAACAACAACUAUCACAGCCCGUGUUUCAACUGUUCGAAAUGCAAAACCAAUUUGGAAGGCCAGAGUUUCUACGCCAAAGGAGGUAGGCCUUACUGCAAGAGUCAUGCCCGUUGAUCGUGCACGACACGCGAUACAUUUAUCAAUAUUACCAUCAUCAUCAACAACAACAACAACAACUUGUACCCAACGUUAUAUUAUUUAUUUUCUAGCUGUUUAGUGAUAUUAUUGUAGCCUUAGCGUUGUGUUGAAAUAAUAAUCUCCUGUGUAGGCUUUUUUUUAUUUUGCGAUGGCCGCUUUUAUUUUAUUUAAUCUCAUUAACCAAAUCAACGCACUAUACCAAAAAUUCGCGUAGACGUUAUUAUUAUUAUUAUUACUACUAUUAUUAUUAUAUUAACUUAGAGACGGUAAAAAUGAUUUACCGAAAAAUAAGAAAAAAACAUUUUUGUGAGCUUUACUGUCCCAAAGACUAAUUAUAUAUAAUCGUAUAAUGACUAAACUUGUCCCCUCCCCUCCCCCAAAAUAAAUCAAAUAUUAAGUCUGUGUACGCACGACGACUUAGAACCAAAAUUCGAGACCACAAUCUAUCCGUCUGUGAACUUAAUUUAUUUAUAACAUUGAUCUAACUUGUACAACAUCUAAUCAUAUUUUUAUUAUUUAUGUGUAUAGUGUUUAUUGUUGUUGUAAAGUUGCAACUUGAUUAUUAGGCUAUCCCUGUUAUACGUGUUUUAUUAAUGAUUUAUUUUAUUAUACUUUAUUAUUAUCUAUUAUUAUUAUUAUUAUUAUUAUUAUUUAUGAAACUUUUUUUGCUUUUCUCUAUGUUACCCAGUUUAAAUAUAUAUAAAAAAUAAUAGAAUUCA
This is a messenger RNA of Adelges cooleyi (spruce gall adelgid), 4804 nucleotides long. It is a transcript of the gene Zasp52, whose product is annotated as PDZ and LIM domain protein Zasp. Gene Ontology annotation, molecular function: actin binding; muscle alpha-actinin binding. The record is from RefSeq and is a predicted model, not a curated record. NCBI's taxonomy places the organism in Eukaryota, Metazoa, Arthropoda, Insecta, Hemiptera, Adelgidae. The coding region runs from base 297 to 4061 and encodes 1254 amino acids. Gene Ontology annotation, biological process: actin cytoskeleton organization; heart development; muscle structure development. The transcript has 14 exons. Gene Ontology annotation, cellular component: adherens junction; filamentous actin; Z disc.